ACCCCUCUACCUGCCUAGCUUUCCAAGCAGAGUACCUGGCUUUGUUCGGAACUCCCCAGCCAUCUGCCCACUUGCCAGGGACUCUUGGGGGCAGCUAUGAAGUCCCUUGUUUUGCUCCUUUGUCUUGCUCAGCUCUGGGGCUGCCACUCAGCCCCACACCUCCCAGGGGUGCCUCACAAGGAGCUGGCUUGUGAUGAUGUAGAGACGGAGCAGGCAGCCCUGGCUGCCGUGGAUUACCUCAACCAGCAAGUCGGUCGCGGGUUCAAGCACACCUUGAACCAGAUUGACAAAGUCCAGGUGUUGCCCCGGCGGCCCUUCGGAGAGUUGUAUGUGCUUGAACUCGACACACUGGAGACCAUCUGCCACGUCUUGGACCCCACGCCCUUAGAGAACUGCACUGUGAGACAGGUGGCCCAACAUGCGGUGGAAGGAGACUGUGAAAUGAGAGUGCUCAAAGUUGAGGGCCAGUUCACCGUGCUGUACGCGCAGUGCGAGUCCACUCCAGACUCCGCGGAGGAUGUGCGCAAGGUGUGCCCGAACUGCCCCCUGCUGGCACAGUUCAACGACACCAGGGUGGUGCACGCCGUCAACGCUGCUCUGGCCGCCUUCAACGCGCAGCACAACGGCUCCCGCUUUGAGCUGCUGGAGAUUUCCCGCGCUCAGCUUGUGCCUCUCCCAGUUUCUACCUAUGUGGAGUUCGCAGUGGUCACCCCUGACUGUGUUGCUGCAGAGGGCGCAGAUGCAGCCUGCUCCCAGCCAGCGAAAAAGCAACACGGUUUCUGUAAGGCGACACUCACCGAGAAGCUUGGUGGGGAAGAAGUUGCAGUGAGCUGCACGAUAUUCCAAACCCAGGAAGCCCCACAGCCCCCACCGGAAGUGGCCAACCCCGCAAACUCACCCCUUGCAGUAGACCCGCCAGGCCCUCCAGCCCCUCCUGCACCUGUUGCAGUGCUGCCAGCCAGGGUGGUGUCACUCCCCGUGCACCGGAAACACUAUGAUCUGCGUCACAGCUUCACACCUGUGGGCUCUGUGGAGUCAGCCUCUGGAGAAGCUUUCAAACCCGAGAAGCCUAAGGUGACGCAGCCUGUCCUUGAUGGUAGCGCUGGCCCAGUGCCUCCCCGAUGCCCCGGGAGGAUCAGACACUUCAAGAUCUAGCCUAGACGCAGCAGACAGGAGAAGGUUGGGCACAGAGAACAUCGCUGCUAUUUUGUCCAGAUCUGAGCAUGGGUGGGGACCUUGACGUUGUCAAAGCAAGUGUCACAUGUGUCUAGAGCAGUAACAAGUCUUGCAUCCCAACUUCUCUUCAUUCCUUGGAGGAUAGAAGCAGACAGGGUGAUGGCUAUGUGUGACAGAAAGCAUUAGGCCAACAGCUUGGUGGUUACCACUUUGCUGAUAAACCGCUGCUGCGGUGUUCUCUGCCUUCUUGUUGACCUCAUAUACACAGUUGGACUGUGACUUUAAAUGGUGCUCUUCCCAACUUGUAUCUGCUACUAAUAAAGUGCCUGAAGGACCUUCCCUAAUAAAGAAGGCCCUGAACUGAAG
Messenger RNA from Octodon degus (degu), 1542 nucleotides. RefSeq names its product alpha 2-HS glycoprotein (gene Ahsg). NCBI's taxonomy places the organism in Eukaryota, Metazoa, Chordata, Mammalia, Rodentia, Octodontidae. Gene Ontology annotation, biological process: negative regulation of endopeptidase activity. Gene Ontology annotation, cellular component: extracellular region; blood microparticle; extracellular matrix. The transcript has 7 exons. Gene Ontology annotation, molecular function: cysteine-type endopeptidase inhibitor activity. Bases 97 to 1155 code for a protein of 352 amino acids. The record is from RefSeq and is a predicted model, not a curated record.